AUGAAAAAUUUUAAUAUAUUUUUAUUAGUAUUAUAUUAUUUAAUUGUAUGCAAAUUUGUAGAUAAUAUAAGAUUAAAUAGUUCAGAUCCCAAUACUAUUGAGGCAGACAAUGGAAAUACAAAAAAUAGAAAUCAUGAAUCAGCAGAAAAUCAAAGGACUAAUACAGGUACAGACACAAAUAAAGCACCAGGAAAUGGAGACAAAAUGAAAAUAGAAAAUAUAACAGAAUCUCCUAAUGAAACCUCAAAAAAUAAUGUAAGUGAAAAAAUUGAAAAGGAAAAACUUGAAGAAUAUGAAAAUCGCAAGGAAAAUUUAGAUAAUUUUGUUUCAACAACAAUGACACCAACUACAGAACAUAAUGAUAAUGCUAGUUUAAGAAGUAUAUUUAUAAAUCAAGACGAUUUUGAAAGUGCUAGAAAUGUUUGUGAAUUUAUUGUGAUUGGAAAUGAACAUUAUAGGAAAUUUUGUAGCAUUGCAACCUUAAUUCAGCAAAUAGAAAAAUUAAAAACAACUAAUAAUGCAUUAUAUAAAGAAGUUACAAACAUAUCUUACGAAAAAGAAGAUUUGUCCGAAUCCCUAGUGAAAGAAAGUAGUAAAGGCAAAAUUUAUAUGGAGAAAGACAAUCGUAGUCCUAAAUUAUCAAUUUUAUUUAUGUACGAAAAAUUUUGUGUAGGAGGAAUCCCACUAGCUUGUAAUAACAUAUUGAAAUAUGAUAAUGUUUUUGAUAUUAAUCGUGACAUUGGAAUAACUGAUGAUAAUAAAAACGAACAAAAAGAAGAAAAUAAACUAAUAAAUGAUAUUGAAAAAGACUUAGGUAAUGCAGAUGAUCAAAAAACAGAAAUAGAGGAAAGCAUUUCUGAUUUAACUGAUAAUGAAGGCAUAAAUAACUUAACAGAAUAUUAA
Plasmodium relictum is the source of this 903-nucleotide messenger RNA. RefSeq names its product rhoptry neck protein 12, putative (gene RON12). Lineage: Eukaryota; Apicomplexa; Aconoidasida; Haemosporida; Plasmodiidae. The record is from RefSeq and is a predicted model, not a curated record. Bases 1 to 903 code for a protein of 300 amino acids. The transcript has a single exon.